AUGGUCGGCGUGAACGCGGUGCGCGCCGCCGAGCUGCCCGUGGUCGUCGUAGUGCCGGACGUGGCGCGGUCUGCGGCGGCGGCCGAGCCUGAGCCGGCGCAGCUGUUCGCGUGCCACUACUGCCGGCGGCAGUUCUAUAGCUCGCAGGCGCUCGGCGGGCACCAGAACGCGCACAAGCGCGAGCGCACGCUGGCCAGGCACCGCGCCGACGCGGAGCCGCCUCUCGUGCUCGCCCACCAUGCGCGCGCGCAUGGCGGGGCGCCGCCGUUCGCCGUCCACGGCGCCUUCGUGCCGCCACCGGCAAUCUCAGCGCCGGCGUUGGAGUGGAUGCGCGCGCCGAGCGGCCGGCCUCUACCGGUGGCGGUGGCCGGCGGCGAGCGGUGGUUGACUGGCGGGUACGUUGACAGCCCAGGGGCUGGACAGGAAGAGAUGCCUAAGCUUGAUUUGACAUUGAAGUUGUGA
This is a messenger RNA of Setaria italica (foxtail millet), 462 nucleotides long. RefSeq names its product zinc finger protein 6. NCBI's taxonomy places the organism in Eukaryota, Viridiplantae, Streptophyta, Magnoliopsida, Poales, Poaceae. The record is from RefSeq and is a predicted model, not a curated record. Gene Ontology annotation, biological process: negative regulation of abscisic acid-activated signaling pathway. The transcript has a single exon. Bases 1 to 462 code for a protein of 153 amino acids.